Molecule: messenger RNA, 477 nt
Organism: Ogataea haglerorum
Lineage: Eukaryota; Fungi; Ascomycota; Pichiomycetes; Pichiales; Pichiaceae
Exons: 1
Coding region: 1-477 (158 amino acids)
Molecular function (GO): zinc ion binding
Source: RefSeq, a predicted model, not a curated record
AUGGUCUCUCACUUGUUUGUUUCUGGCGAAUUGAACGGAGUCACGGGCCUAAAGCCUGUUGAGAACCCUCCUUUCGAGUACAGGUUCAAGAUUCAGUGUACUGCAUGUCGCGAGGAGCACGACAAAGAGAUCAGCAUUAACUUACUCGAGAGGCACGAAAUACAGGGCAGUAGAGGCGAGGCCAACUUCGUAUUUAAGUGUGGAUUUUGCGGCAAGCAGUCGAAUGCUGAGAUCUCGCUACCCAAGAACUACACUGGGCUUACGCAAGACUCGAAAAGAGCAGUGAUGCUGGACAUUGAGGCACGAGGUAUCGACCUGGUAGAGUUCAUUCCUGUGGGGAAUUUCGAGUGCGUCUCUGAGCAGGGAACCAGGUUCACGGAGAUAGACAUCAGCGAGGGCGAAUGGUACGAUUAUGAUGAUAAGGCGGGAGCAGAGGUGAGCAUCACAGAUCUGACGUGGGAGAUAGCCAAGAAGUAA